GGCGAAUGUCCGCAGAUUGUGUGGACAGCGCUUCGCCCACGACAACCACUCCCGUAUUCACUCAUUUACCACGGAAUUACGAGACGUCCCAAUGCGGUAUUUAUUGUCUACAUUAUAGCCAUUAUAGCCAUUAUGGCCGUAAUUCCACAGAUGCAUCGAUAAAUCAUGCGGUGGACGGUGCAAAUUGCGGAAAGUGGAUAGCAAAGUCUCUCACGACAACCUAUCACCUUCACACCCAGACAGGUAAAUCUUUUCUCGGAUGCAAUAAAGUAAAUUUUCCUUUUCCUUUUCCUUUUCCUUUUCCCUCGACAUCUGUGAUCUUAUUCAUUGGUUCAUCCGCCGGCCCUCCCAACCCCUCCAUUCUACCCAUACAAACCCACCCAUUUCUUCCCAACCUUGUCUUUUUUCCUUGCUCACUGUUGGUCCCAUCUGCCGCAUUGGGAAAAAGAAAAGAGCUUUCCCUCAUUGCCUUACCACAUCACAAGUCUCUCCGACUUUUUUCUCCCAACCUGCAAGUCAACCUCACUCCAUCUCCUCUUUUUCCCCCCCCUUGUGUAGCCAUCUCACAAGCAGGAGAAAAAAGUGAGUAGAAGAGAAAGUAAACAUCCAGGUUCUCCCGGAUGUCUCUUUUUCGAUACAUUUCUCACCUACCAUACGCAAUCUUCAAUCCAACCAUGUUCGGUCGUUUGUUAGGUCGUACCGCUUCCCCUCCAAGGGCUCUUGGAGCUCCUCUUUCUCGCACAACUACUACGACAUCAGGUGGAGAGGAUUCAACUACAUCUGCCGAGCGAGAUGCUAGGGAUAAGGAAAUCGUCGAGGCUGCGAUCGAGGAGGCUGUCAAGAAGGCCUUGAACUCGGAUGUAUUCUCAAAUGCCAUCGCUACCUCUUUGGUCUCGCAGAUUAAACCAGCCUUCGAAUCGUCUAUCGCUUCUAUCCCUACCGCUAUUCAAAAUGUUUCCCUCAAUGUUGAUGCUGUCGAUACGAAACUCGCUGCCACAGCUACCAAGCUUUCUCAACAAAUCGAUGCCAGCAAUGCAGAGACUGCAAGCAAACUGGCUGCCGUCGAAGAAGCUGUUGCCAAGCUUACAUCUUUGUUGGAGGGAUUGAACGAAAAGUCUGCUUCUCCACAGGAUACAUCGGUUUUGGAAUCGCACACUACAAAGUUGGAUGGAAUUGCUACAGAGGUUGCUGCUCUUAAGAGUUCUACAAAUGAGGAGGCAUUCAAUGCCAUCACAUCCGACCUUGCUAUUAUCAAGAGUGAUGUUGCCGCCAUCAAGGAAUCUGACUCAAGUGCUACCUCCAAGGAUAUCCUCUCCGCUGUUAACUCUUCCAAUGAAUCUCACGCUUCCCACGCUGCUGCUUUGAACGAAAUCAAGUCUGCUGCUGAAGGACAUGCUUCAACUCUUGGAGAGAUCAAAUCUACUCCUGCUUCUGCCCCAACUGAUAUUUCUGGUCUCGAGAACUCCAUCAAGGAUAUUGCUGCUUCCAUCGAGGAAAUCAAGUCCGCACCUGCACCAUCUACUGUCGAUAUCUCUGGUCUUGAAUCAUCCGUUAAGGAAAUUCUCUCUACUUUGGGUGAAGUUAAGGAAACUGUUUCUGCUCCAGCUGCCACUGUUGAGAAGACUGAUAUUUCUGGAUUGGAAGCUUCUGUUAAGGAGAUCUCUGCUACCGUCAAUGAAAUUAAAUCUACCCCAGCUCCAGCUCACGAAACCAUCGACCUUUCUCCAAUUGAUGCUCAACUUAAGGAAGUUGCCUCUAACGUUGCAGCUAUUAAGGAAUCUACCUCUACCCCAGCUGCUACUCCUGAACCAACUGAUAUUUCUGGCUUGGAAUCUUCUGUCAAGGACAUCAUUGCUACUCUCCAGGAUAUCAAGACUUCUACUGGUGCCACUCCUAAGGAAAUUGACUUCACUCCAAUCACAUCUUCCCUCGAAUCCCACAAGAGCACCCUCGAGGAAAUCAAGUCUUCCGCUUCUGGACCAGUCGACCUUUCUUCUCUCGAAUCCUCCAUUGCUGAAAUCAAGGCAUCCCUCGAAUCUCAUUCCGGUGCUCUCAACGAAAUCAAGUCUAUUCCAGCACCAGAAAAGACUGAUCUCUCUACCAUUGAGAGCUCCGUUAACGAGAUUAAGACUAUUGUUGAGGAAAUCAAGGCCAAGGAAACUCCAUCUGCCGAGAAGGUUGAUUUGAGCAAUGUUGAAUCUUCAAUUGAAUCCAUCAAGGUAUCUGUUGAGGAAAUCAAGACCAAGGAAUAUCCAACUGCCGAGAAGGUCGAUUUGAGCAACGUUGAAUCAUCUAUCGAAUCUGUUCGGGCAAUUGUUGAGGAAAUCAAGACAAAGGAGACCCCAGUUGCUGAAAAGGUUGAUUUGAGUCAAAUCGAGUCAUCCAUCGAGUCUGUCAAGGCCUCUAUUGAGGAGAUUAAGACUAAGGAAACCCCAGCUGCCGAAAAGGUUGAUUUGAGCCAAAUCGAGUCAUCCAUCGAGUCUGUCAAGGCAUCUAUUGAGGAGAUCAAGACUAAGGAAACCCCAGCUGCCGAAAAGGUUGACUUGAGCCAAAUCGAGUCAUCCAUCGAGUCUGUCAAGGCAUCUAUUGAGGAGAUCAAGACUAAGGAAACCCCAGCUGCCGAAAAGGUUGACUUGAGCCAAAUCGAGUCAUCCAUCGAGUCUGUCAAGGCAUCUAUUGAGGAAAUCAAGACAAAGGAGACCCCAGUUGCCGAAAAGAUUGAUUUGAGCGCUAUUGAGGCAUCAAUUGCCUCUGUCAAGAGCACAGUCGACGAAAUCAAGGCUAAAGAAUCACCAGCCCCAGAAUCAGUUGAUUUGAGCAAGAUUGAAUCUUCCAUCGAGUCCGUCAAGUCCAUCGUUGAAGAAAUCAAGGCCAAGGAGGCUCCAGCUCACGAAAAGGUUGAUUUGAGUGUAAUUGAGGCAUCCAUUGCUUCAGUUAAGAUGACUGUUGAUGAAAUUAAGGCUACUCCAGCUCAAGAACAAAAGGCAGUUGAUCUUUCCAACAUUGAGUCUUCCAUUGCAGCUGUCAAGGCUACAGUGGAUGAAAUUAAGGCUACACCAGCCCCAACUCAUGAAGCUACUGACCUUUCUAACAUUGAAUCAUCUAUUGCUGCUGUCAAGUCAUCCGUCGAUGAAAUCAAGGCUGCUCCAGCACCAGAAAAGAUUGAUCUCAGCUCAAUUGAAUCAUCUAUCUCUGAGAUUAAGGCAGCUAUCGAAGAAGUCAAGGCAUCACCUGCACCAGAAAAGAUUGAUCUUUCCAACAUCGAGUCCUCUAUCGCCUCCGUCAAGACUACCGUUGAUGAAAUCAAAUCUACUCCAGCUCCAUCCUUCAAGGAAACUGAUAUCACUGGUCUUGAAUCUUCCGUCAAAGAAAUCAUUACAAGCAUCUCUGCCCAAGAUGGUGUCUUGACUGAAAUUAAGACUACAACCGAGAAAUUUGAUACCAAGGAAGUUUUGACCAAGGUAGAGUUGAUUGCUCAAGAGGGUGUUUUCUUGAAUGAGAAGGGACUUGGUCAAAUCAAGGAGAAUGUUAAAACUAUUGAGUUGAAGUCACCAGCUACACCAACAUCUCCAACAACCCCAACAUCUCCAACAUCUCCAGGAUCCCCAUCAUCUUCGACAUCCCCAUCAAAGUCUACCCUUAAGAAGAAGAAGAGAAAGGCAGCGGCUGCUGCUGCUGCUGCCGCGGCCGCAUCAGGAAAUGCUACUCCUGAGAAUAAGUCUGAAGCCGAGAACGAACAAGCGGCUUAAAUAUUCUCUUCUGAUUUUUAAUUUGUUCAGUUAGGGGAAUGUUUAUGACGAGAAGAAAAUAGGUGAAGGGUGUAUGAUGGUGGAGAAUUGAGUGGAUGGAUAUGAUGAAUGUCUACUAAUACUGGACAAAAUGGCAAUUAUAUGGAGGAGCUAAUAAUGAUGAUGUAAUGGGGGGAUAGUCUUCUAAUAUGUCUAAUGGAUACCAAAACCUUGUAUACAUUUCUAUCAUAUUUUUGAGCAUUUGCAUUUGUAUUUACUGUGGCUUUUGCUUGGUUUGCAUUGCACAUUUUGCGAUGUCUCAUUGCAUUGCAUUGUUUGCAAACAUGCGAGCAUUAUACCCGUCUCUCUUACUUUAUUGAUGUAGGUGUGUGUAUGUAUUGAGAUGGGAAACCGGAGGGGUGAUUUUUUUAUGAAUUAUGAUGAUUGUUGAUGGGGGAUUGGGAAUAGAGGAUGAGUGAUAGAUGGUGGUGAUUAGUAGUCGAGGUGGAGGUAGUGAAUGAAAAUAUGCAAUUUCAUCUUAUA
Botrytis cinerea B05.10 is the source of this 4271-nucleotide messenger RNA. RefSeq lists its product as hypothetical. The coding region runs from base 621 to 3749 and encodes 1042 amino acids. Gene Ontology annotation, cellular component: Smc5-Smc6 complex; nucleus; site of double-strand break. The transcript has a single exon. Gene Ontology annotation, biological process: double-strand break repair via homologous recombination. The record is from RefSeq and is a predicted model, not a curated record. Gene Ontology annotation, molecular function: damaged DNA binding; single-stranded DNA binding. NCBI's taxonomy places the organism in Eukaryota, Fungi, Ascomycota, Leotiomycetes, Helotiales, Sclerotiniaceae.